Molecule: messenger RNA, 1420 nt
Organism: Nematostella vectensis (starlet sea anemone)
Lineage: Eukaryota; Metazoa; Cnidaria; Anthozoa; Actiniaria; Edwardsiidae
Exons: 6
Coding region: 267-1019 (250 amino acids)
Source: RefSeq, a predicted model, not a curated record
AUCACGUGACCAAAUGCAUUGCGGAGUCGAGAAGUAAACAUGGCUGAGGGCUGAAGCGUGAAACUCUUCCAUCGCUUGUGGGUCUACUGCCUUAAAACGAAAGCCAAAGAAGAACUGUCUGUGUAAAACGAACAUGUUAAAGAACAAUGAUGUGACGGAUAGAUAACUUUGCUCAUGUUUUAAUCAAUUCAGCAAGUUUGGGGAAGUGAAUUUUCUUGACAACCAUUUUACGAAUCUAUUCUCUUGUUCUGCAUCUUUGAGAUAACAUGGGUAGCGGGGCAUCUAGGGAGAAUGACGGAACAGCAGAUGCCAUGAGCCCGAGAGUGCAGGGUCUGAAAGGAGAAGAGCUAAUGCUGGAUUCUCCAGCCCUACUGGAUCUUGGCCAUGGUACUAUCCGAUAUCGUCUUCCUGAUGAGAAAAAUUACCCAAAUCAACAAGACACCAAGAAAAAGACUGGUUACUUUUACCAUCCAAGAUUAGAUGAUUUCAGUGAAGAUGCUGAAAUUUCCCCAGAGGAGCGAUUCAAGCUAUACUAUGUCUUCAAGGGGCCUAAAAAGGAUGGCAAAAAUAAGAAGUUGUAUUAUGUGUACGCUACUAGCAUCAAUGCCAAGGAUGAGGGCUUGAAGCAGGAAGAGUACAGACCCCAGGGAAAAGGUUACAACUGGCCUGAGUCGUACAGAAAGGCUAACAACCUGUAUUACGAUCUAACAUUUAUUGAACAAGCUGAAGAGGAGUUCUCUGAUAGUGACAGUCUAAGUGAGGACACAACCUCCAUUAGGACCACCACGCCCAGUACUACCCCAGACAACAAAGAGCAUAUCAGAUUGGUGGUUACCAACUCUGAGACAGUGGAGUCCCUGAAGAAACGUGUGGGUCUUCGGCUACUUAUCCCCCCUGUCAACGUACAUAUUCUACAAAAAAGAACCAUUGAGCUUAGGAAUGAAGAUGUCAUUGGUGACCUGCGUACCCCAGAACAGGGAACAUGGAGGAAGUUCGCUGUCAACUUACACCUCUCCUAACUGAACAUUUUGUAUUUAUUUUUGUAUUUUUUAGUUAUUUAUAUCAAGUCAGACGUGAAGAAUGAUACAUGAAAAGCAAAAACUACAAGGGAUAAAAUACCCAGCCAGAUUGGUUGAUAGAGUUGCAAUAGAAAUGUAGUUUGAAAUUUUUUUACGUAUUUAUGCACUUGUACACAUUUUAUAUUAAAGUAACAUAACUGCCAACUCCAGAUUUUAAACCUUUUCUAAAGCAUAAUUUUCUUGAAAAUAUCCAUACAUUUACUGUUUUCUCCCACAUUAGCUAUAUUGGCACUUCUGAUACACUCACCAUAUUUUCUCAAGAAGUGAGGUUGACAGCUAUAAAGUAAAAUGAAUGUGAAAAGGUCUGGAUCUUGUUCCAAUAAAUAAACACGAAGAAUAAA